Messenger RNA from Anarrhichthys ocellatus (wolf-eel), 7158 nucleotides. RefSeq names its product centromere protein F. Gene Ontology annotation, biological process: mitotic cell cycle; regulation of G2/M transition of mitotic cell cycle; metaphase chromosome alignment. Gene Ontology annotation, molecular function: dynein complex binding; microtubule binding. Gene Ontology annotation, cellular component: nucleus; spindle pole; chromosome, centromeric region. The coding region runs from base 393 to 5261 and encodes 1622 amino acids. The transcript is spliced from 18 exons. The record is from RefSeq and is a predicted model, not a curated record. Lineage: Eukaryota; Metazoa; Chordata; Actinopteri; Perciformes; Anarhichadidae.
CUCCUCGUGCCACAACGAUCCUUUUGGCUCGUCAGCUGCGUGAGACGCGCGCGGCAUCUUGUCUCAAAUAUGAAAACUGUCAGCUAACGUCAGUCGUUAGCCUCGGUUCCGUUCAAAGCGACAGUUCCUCCCGGUGUGUACCGGUAGUGAAGAAGACCUGGAGGCCGGUGGUACUUUUUAAACGACGCCUAUCAGAGCACCGCCACCGGGUCUGUGUGGACCUCCCCCACCGACUGUGCGUCCUUUGUAUACUCUCUAAACUGAGAGACUGUGUGUGUGUGUGUGUGUGUGUGUGUGUGUGUGUGUGUGUGUUGCUGGUUUCUUCACUCCAUGGCUCCAGAAACUGUCUGACUCUGGAUCUGUCAAGCCGUGUCAGGCCCAGGUAGAGAGAGAUGAGUUGGGCUGAGGAGGACUGGACGGUGGGGCUGUCUGGACGGGUCCAGCAAAAGGUGAAGGAGCUGCAGGUCCAUCAGGAGCGACUGUCCAGAGAGAACAAGCAGAAACAGCUGCAACUGGACAACAUCCACACGAGCCUCGAAAAACAGACCGCGAAGUAUGAGGAGGUCCGUGGGGAGCUCCAGUAUCUGCAGAGAGAGCUCUGCAGUGUUCGAGAGGAGGCCAAGGUAGCGGUGACCAGCAGCAAGCGCCUGACCCAGGAGCUUCAGACUAAGCAGGCCCAAGUAUGCUCUCUGGAGGGCCAGGUAGACGCUGCUCGCACCCUCAACAACAAACUCGCCCUCGAAAUCAAAAGGCUGGAGGCAGAGCUGGAGAAUUUGCAGAACAGCAGCAGAUCGUCGGAUACUACGCUGUUUUCUACACCCUGCUGGAAUACAACAUCACCCUGGGAAAACAGCGGGAGUAGAAAGGAGGAGAGGCCGGGUAGAGAUGAAGGACGGAGCCGGGCACGUCAUAUUCGACAGCUCCAGUUCUCCGAAGUCGGCUCAGCCUCGUCACCACAACACCAACACAAGAACACAUCCCAACGCCAUCCGUCCGACCAAUCGGACGUCUUCUCCACUCCCUCGGCUGCCUUUCCGUGGGAACAGGAUAACUCGAGGCCAGCAGCCAGGAGACCGUCCCCGAGCUCUCCCCAGACACCCUGCACAGAUGUCAUCGGUCAAGGCCAGUCGGAGACGAGGGUUUGUGGGAAGGAGAAGAACCACCGGACAGAGACAGACACAGCAUCUUUAACAGACGCGUGGAGUCGUGUGACUGCUCUGGAGGAGGAGCUCUGUGCGAAGGCCGGGACGCUGAAGUCGAUCCAGAGCGAGAUGGUGCAAAGCAAGAAGGAGCUCGGGACCAGAGAGCUCAGCCUUCAGAAAGCCUGCGAUGAGCUCAGCCUGGCGCACACACGCAUGGCCCAGGAGAGUGAGCGGGCGUCAGGAGCUGAGCAAAGGCUGAAGCACCUACAGGAAGAGCUGAAGUGUCAGAGGCAGAACACGGAGAGCAGCCGACUGCAACACCAACAACGCUCCAAGGAGCUGGAGAAACAACACCAGAGGGAUGUGACAGAGCUUCAGAAGGAGAGGCAGAGUCUGGAGAAGCAGCAUCAGCAGGAGGUGAAUAAGCUCAACGUGGAGCUCCAGCAGGCCAGGACUCUCCACAACGCCCUGCAGGCCCAGGCUGACAAGCUGUCUCUACAGAAGCAGGCGUUGAACAAGGAGCUGGACGCUCUGAAAGAGAAACUAAAGUGGAUGGAGGGACAGCUGCAGGAGAGCCAGAAGAAAGAGUCUCAGACACAAGCCAAACUGACGGAAGCUCUGCGUGAGGCAGAUGGUGUUGCAGUGAGUCUGGAGCAGAGCAGGAAGAGAGAGCAAGCUCUGGAGGAGGAGGGGAGGAGACUGGCAGAGGAGCGAGCUGACGCCCUUCGUCUCCUCAAAGAACUGCAGGAGCAAAAGGCUGACCCAGCAACCCCUCUACAACCUGUCCAGUUUUGCCCUGUUGGGCAGAGUUUCUCCCCUCAACCUUCUCACUCUCUUCAUUCUCGACCAUCAACUCACACCAAGAGGCCCAGUGACACCACCCUAGCCCAGCAGAGGAGGGAAGAGGAUGGGGAGAAGAGAAGGGCAGAGAUCGCAGCAUCUUACCCGUCUGACAGAGAGCCAGGAGAAGGCAUCGACUCCCAACACAUCACUGACCUUAUCUCCUCAGACUCUGAGUGUUUACAAAGGGGACAACACAGAAGUAACGAGGUGGAGAAUAAAAGCAGAAAUGAGGCGAUAGAGAGUGACAGCUCUGGGACAAACACGCGGUCCACAUUUGAUCAAGGGCUCUCUACUGCUGCUGGUACGCCCACCAACACCUCUAUGGGUUGUGAUCGUUGCAGGGCCUCUGAAGACCUCAAGAGGGAGAACGCCACACUGCGUUCAGAGCUACACGACGCACGUGAAGAACUGCAGCAAAGACUUGAGGACUUGGAAGCCCAGCGACGGGCAGAGACAGAAGCCAGGACCCGGCUGAAACAACUCAGCCGCAAAAGUGCCAGCCAGGCUGUUGAGAAGGGAGAUCUGGACAAGGAAUGGAAGGCACAGCUGGAGAGUGAGAGGGUUGAGACGGAGAGGUUGAGGACGGCCAUGGCAGCUUUGGAGACAGAGAUGAUGAGAGGAAGGGAGGAAAGAGAGCAGAGGGAGAGAGAGGAGGAGGAGAAAAACAAAGCGCUACAAGACCGGGAGAGUGAAAUGAUGGAGCUUAAUAUCCAGCUAAAGAAACAGCUAGCGGAGGUGAAAGCCCAGCUGGCUUUAGAAAAAGAAGAGCGGAAGAGAGAGGAAGAGGAGAGGAACCAAAUAAACAACACAGAUGUGGAUUUAAAGAAAGAGUUGAGAGCGAAUUUGGAAGACCUUAAAGUUGAAUUGGAAGAACUGAAGCGCAGCAGAGAAGAAGACUCACUGGAAGAGGAGAAACUCUCAUUGGCCAACAGCCCGCUGACAUACUUGACCCUCCACAAUGAUGACCUCAACUUCAACAUCGUUCGCUGCGACAACAAGCUCCUCCCCUCACCAGAGCAGCACCUCCUCUUCUGCCAGUCCACCAACCAACGCAACAUGCUUGUAUCUCAGGCCACAGCCGAUCUAGUCCAGGAGGAGCGAACAGUGAUAGAUCCCGAGCGUUCGCCUCUGUCUGACGAGGAGCAAACGGGUGUAGUCACCUCUGACAUGGAAGACGACAGACAGAACUAUCUGGGAGGGUCUCCCCUGUCAGACCACAGACGGUCACUUUCUGACCUCCAGAAGGUUGAGCCCGUCUCCUCAGAUCUGACAAAAGAGGUGGAGCUGCUGCAGAAGGAGAAUACAAAGGAGACGGAAUGUGCCAACCAGUACCAGGUUAAACUGGAGGCCCUGCAGAGCCAGGUGACACGUCAGACAAAACAGCUAACUACGGCCUUUGAGAAGCAGAGUCAGCACAUCUCCGGUCUUCUGUGUGAGCUACAAGAGAAGGAGAGUGCCCUCCUCAUCCAGGGAGAGGAACUGCAGCGCUACAAGCAACAGCUGGAUGCACGCAAGGCCGAGGAAGAGGAGAAGAGACGAAGAGAGGAGGUGAUGGUCAAGGAGGUGGAGGAUGGAGAACGGAAAGAAGAGACGCAAGAUGAGAGGUCUGAGGAGAUCUCAGAGCUUCAGUCAAACCAGGAGUGUCCUGUCACCGUCCUCACCAAACCAACACCUAUUAGUGACGAAUCAGACAAUGAAGCCUUAAGGACCGGGGACCAGCAUCCAGGCUCUCAGGAUGAGACUCUGAGUGACCAGAGUAACCAUGACUCUGCUUGUUUGGUGGGUGAGACUGAGAGCAGUCAAGAAGGAGGUACAGCAGACAUGGUCGCAGAACUGCUCGCCCUCCGACAGGAGAAUGAGCUCCUGAAACAAGCAAUGGAGGACUUGAAUGUCUCAGACACCAGGACCUCAGCAUUGCACACUGACAGAGAAAAACAAGAAGACCAAGUCAAGCAAAGCCAAAACACAGGAAAUGCGUCUCUGUCCUGCUUAGUGGAGCGGAGGUCAUUAAGUGCGCCGGAUAAUAUCACCGCUGACGCACAACAGCCGCUGCUUCAGGAUGUGAAGUGGAGUACAAAUGCUGAAGAAGAGCUGGAGGCGGAGUCUGAGCUGCAGAUCAACCCCCUACAGCAGCAGGUGGAGGAGCUGCAGACGAGGUUACGCGCUCUCUCUGCAGAGACCAAGCAGCAGGCCGAGGAGCUUGUUGUGUGGAGACUGGCCUCCCAACCAGCCCCAACGUUUCACCAGUUCCUUCCCAACACAGACAACCAGUCUGAGACCCAGGACCAGAUCUCUGCUGUCACACAGUCCAGUGAGAUGCCCCAGAGCCAGGCUCCGACUGUGACGGUUCAGGUUCAGGUGCCUUACCUGGGUGUUCAGGAGAGCCCUGGUAUUGUGACGGUCGUGAGAGAAGAUGAGUUGUUCCUCUCCUGCUCGUCGAAUAAACUGCAGGGCCGCAUGUUGUUCUCCAGACUUCAGAACAGCAACUUGAACCCUGAACCAAAGAGUCUCGAUCCGUCUAAAAAGACUGCGGCACUUCAGGAAUGUAAUCAGAUUGUCCAGGAAUCUGAAAAAGAAAACCAUGAGAUCACCCUCAUGCACCCGUUAAAUACAUGUCAAACACACCACAAAGAGAAGAGAGACACCGAAGUUAUCCAGAUGUUAUCUGAGAAAGCUGGUCAACCGCAUGCCGCCAAAGAUUCCACCAAAGUCUCGAGACCAAAGCAGACCAAAUCAGCUGAGUGUUACACAGGGACUCCUGAGGCCGUGUCUAAUGCCUCCAGACCCACCAAUGAAUUAAAAACAACACACGACUCUUCAGACAAAGAUAUCCGGACAGAAGUGAGAAGUGUCAGCAGUCAAACGGAGGAGAGUCUGUAUCCUCGCUGUGCUCCAGCGACCUCUGACCUCCGCUGUGCAUACACACAGACUGAGGAGGAAGAUGAAGAAGAGUCAGGGGACCCCCGUCCUGUCUCUGUUGUCCCAUCACCUGAAGGAGCAGAGUUACGAGACAGAGUGUUGUUCUCGGGUUCCUUCCCCAUCCCGACCGAUCCGGCCCGUCUGGCUGAGAGAAUCCGCCACAACAGAACGCAGCUGUCAGCCGCCUUUGACGACACAGAGUAUGAACCCUACGGACUGCCGGAAGUCGUUAUGAAAGGAUUUGCAGACAUCCCCAGUGGUCCCUCGUGUCCCUACAUUGUGAGAAGAGGUUUGUUGGGGACAACUGUCAUACCUGUCCCUCAGAAGGACCAGAGACAGGAGGAGGAGACGGAUUAAAGCUCAGCUACAGAUCUGGUGGACAGAAGCGAUCACUGUGGCUCAACAGUGAACCUCCGUGAUGGACGACAGCAGCUUUGCAGGGACGCUCCCGUCACCAGCAACCUGAAGCCCUUCAGACCUCCAAACAAACACAAGACCAGUGCUGCCAGUGCUGCUCUCAUGCAUGGACGUCUGUAUGUGUGUGCAGGUAACUGGGCCUGCACUGGCAGAGUGAACUCUUCCAAUGUGGAUCUAAAACGUCUAAUUGCUGCUGGAGACUUGGCUAUCCAUCACAAGGCUGUCACUGUACUAACACCUGUAUAUUUAGGUACAGAGGUAGGGAUUUAGUGAUGUGCGUUUUGUAUUUUUUUGACGUUUACAACCACUUUUCCAAAGGGACUGUUUAGUUUUAAGUGUCUCAGCAUUAGCGUAGGGGUCUAGCUUCAGCCUGCUGUGAAUGAAACGGUGCCUAGCUGACGCUUUUCUAAACAAGCGCUUGUCAAGAUAACUUUGACUUGUUUUUUCCAAAAGCGUGAAGCCAAGAGAGGCCUGUUGUGAAAACGGGAUCUGUAUAUUUUCUUCUUUUUAAAUCACAGACGAGGCUUAUUUAUGGACACUUGAAUGUGUUUUGGUAGUCGGCUGAAAUGUGUGAAAGCACAUAAAGAGUGUGUGUGUGUGUGUGAGAGAGACGUUAGCUGUGAAUAUGGACAUGCGUGUCCUCAACUUGACGCUACUGUUUGUAUAUGUGUGUAUGUGAGGGGGGGGCGGGCACAUGUCUAUGACUCAGUGUAACCUGUGUUUCCGCUCCAUGUAUGGUGAAACACACUGCGCUCCCUCUCUCCUGCUGCUGCUGCCCGGCUCCUCUGUCUCACACUAACGAGCACUCAGUGGUUGAAUUGAGUUAAAAAUGAAUCAUUUGAAGCUUUAUUUUUAUUAGCAGAGCAUACAGAUAAAUGUAGUUGGUUUAUUUUAUUUAAUCGGAUGUAAUUUAUUUGAGUGAUUUGACUAUUUUUGAUAGAUUUUGCUUCUUGCACAUUUGUUACUUUGCCGUAGACGACAGUAGCCCACGUGUAUGUACACUGUAGAUUUUGUAGAUACAUCUGGAGUUGACGUACAGUUUGUAUUAUGUCCUAUAACGGAGGAUCGCACCACUUUGUUUGCCUAAGAGAUUUGUCCAUUUAGUUCAAGGAAAGUUUCAUAUUUUUUGUGGUUGUAGAAGCUGAAAUGAAACUGAAGCGUUCUGACUUCAAGCCUGGUCACACCAGAUUCUGGUACAGCAACAUAUUCUGUGUAGAAUUUUGGUAACGUAGAGACUAAACUCACAGGUUUAGUUGGAGUUUUGAGCCCGUCUGUAACGUUAGCUCCUGGAGAAGUUUAGCUCGGUCGCUAUUCGCUAAUGGGACGUUAAGGUCACAGUUUAUUCCAAAGGCGUAUUUGUGCCAUCGAGUCUUGUCUGAUAACUGUCCACCAACCACAGUGGAGUUUAAAUAUUAGUGAGUAGCUGCGUCACAGCCACUAAUCACUGUUUAUUUGCUGAGUUCUGACUACUAACACGAAGAGGGAUUUUUCAUACUAAAAGGACGAACUAACUGAAGUCUCAUGAUAACUGUGGGUUUUGUCGCUGAUUUAAAAAUGCUGAAAUAGCUUAAAGAAAGUUUACUUUGUGACCAUUAAAUCUUUCAACACAUAUUGGGAUGUCAGUAUUGUUUUGAGACGCACUUGAAAAAAUGCGAACUUAUUCCUUAAAAGCUGAGCUGGCUUUCAGUAGAUUAUUUCAUUGUUUGUGUUGAAAGUGUGGAGUGAUUUCUUCUUUUAUGUUUACAUUUUAUUUCGUGGUGGAGUCGUUCUUUUCUGGCCUUGACUCGUUGACUCGGCCAGAACAGACUGUACUGUCAUGACUCGACUCCAUCGCCUU